CCCGGAUCCCGACCAGAUUCUGGCGGGUUCUUGUGAAAGCGCGAUGACGACAAACGAACACAGCCCAGCUCUUCCGCCGAGACCGACGCCAUAUUGUUAGUGUAGAAGAGCCUCUGGGUAGAAAUUUCACAAUAAAAUCGCGUAGCAAUCGUGGAAAGACCUUUCCGGGUUUUGUUUUGCUCAUCUUUGUCCAUUUCAGUCUUCAUUAUCCGUCGUCUUUUUCAGGUGUUCCGCCAUCGUACCGCUCUUCAACAGUGAUACGCCAUCUCAACUUCCCUUUCUGAAGCUAGUGGUAAACAGGAGUCCUACAAACCGCAGUCGCAGCCAGCCCUACAGAACCUGGAAGUUCCUGUUUGCGCUAUCAUCUUGAACGCCUAUCUCGACGAGUUCUGGUUAACGUGCCACCAAAAAAUAUUCAGGCUACGUUAGUGCAAUACUAGAUCCUGCAGGGGCAACAGCUAGCAAGGCGCACCGGCCACACUAUCGAACCUGCGGCAGAAAUUCCCCGACCUGGGUCGACGUGGACAUUGAAGAAGCGGGAGCUGGAGCACAAGCACACGACCGCCCUAUUUUUUCCCAGAGAUCUCCACCAUACGCACCGCUCACCACCUCAGCCACGCUCUCUCCCGCCGGCUGCUCUCCAAGUUAUUUCAGCUUCAGCUCUCCAAACAACUUCACCACCCGGACCGAGCGAUAUAAAGAUUACCGCGCCGGACACCGACUACAUCAAACUUUAAGCAACCCGCUUCCAGUACAGCAUUUCUAUCACAAUGGCUCCCCCGCCGCCCGCCGACCUGCCUCUUGCGCAGAGGAUUCAAAAGCUGGCACAGACCCUGCAGUUCGCUUGGUUCGCUGGACAUGCCACCCUUCUCCUUUGCGUCACCCGCUACGCCUUCUCGUGGCUGCGCAUGAACUACUAUGGUCGUAUGGCGCAGUUCUGCUACCGCACCACCUUCCUCUCCGCUGCCCUCACAUACGGUAUCGUGGUUUACAAGACAUGGCGCGCUCGUCAGAAGACCGGUGCUAAGCCGGCCAACGUUGUCAGCUACCUCACCGACGAGAACGUUCAGUACCUCCUUUUGGCCCUUGUCUGGCUCUUCAUGCCCCAGUACCCCAUCGCCAUGCUUCCCUUCGCCAUCUACUCGGUCUUCCAUGUCGCUACCUACACUCGUGCGAACUUGAUCCCGACUAUCAUGCCCCCUACUAAGGUGGCCCCUGCCGCCGGAGCUUCGCCCAGCGCCAAGCCCCAGUACACUCAGCACCCUAUGUCCGACGCGAUUGGCAGUUUCGUUAAGCAGUACUACGAUUCGUCCAUGUCGGUCGUUGCCAACAUUGAGCUCGUCCUCUGGAUCCGUAUCCUCCUCUCUGCCAUCAUCUUCCAGCGCCGCUCCUGGAUCCUGCUCGUCAUCUACACCGUCUUCCUUCGCACCCGCUUUGCUCAGAGCAGCCACGUCCAGAACUCGUUCAGCACCUUUGAGGCCCGCAUCGACAACCUCAUUGGCGCUCAGGGCACCCCUCCGGCUGCUCGUCAGGCUUGGGAGACCGUCAAGGGCCUUGCCCGUCAGUUCCACCAGGCUACUGAUGUCAACAAGUACAUCAGCGGUGCCGCUGCCCCCAAGAAGACCUCUUAAGUUCUCGGCUACCGCCGAAGCUUGAGAUGUUUGGGCAUUGAUGACAAGAUUGCUUCGCGCAUGCGCAUGCUAGCGCGACCUAGGCAAGACAACAGCCGAGAAUAAUAGCCUGCGGUGCCUCCUUUAGUUCGAAAAUCUUUGGCCCAGAAGCGAAGGGAUCGAUCAUACCUUUCGGUUGGGAAGAACAGGACUCUGGAGGGGUCGCGUACCGGGAACGACCUGUUGGCUGGAAGGCAACAUGCCACGAGAAGGGAUAAUAGUGCGUAAUGGCUUCGGAAUGAAGCUCAGUAAUUGUUCAAAAUCAGUUUAUUACUAGGCUUUCAUUGACAGUUUGUUGCAGUGUUACUCUUUCUGGUUGCGGAGAGAAGUGGUUGAAGAAGGGUGUUUGAAUUUCCUAGCUGCUGAAUGCACCAAUGCGUGUAUACCUGUAUUGCUUCUCUGUUAAUCCAUAUCCUAGCCGUAUGCUUAUUCCCUAGAAACAUAUUGUCAUCAAGCCAGCUGUUCUGGUCGUAGGGGUCGUGUACGAAUACCAACAUUCCACGAGCCGGUUCAAGUUUAUCCUCGACCAGUAGCUGCCCCACUUUUGUACCCCUAUCAGGUCA
Molecule: messenger RNA, 2233 nt
Organism: Neurospora crassa OR74A
Lineage: Eukaryota; Fungi; Ascomycota; Sordariomycetes; Sordariales; Sordariaceae
Exons: 4
Coding region: 771-1631 (286 amino acids)
Biological process (GO): endoplasmic reticulum tubular network organization; membrane organization
Cellular component (GO): endoplasmic reticulum; membrane
Source: RefSeq, a predicted model, not a curated record